AUGAAAAUCGUAGUUAUUUCGCAUUACACGGCAGAGGCCAAGGUUCCGGCAGAAGCCGCCGAGCAGCACCCGGGAGGUAAACCGCAGGCCGAUCGCAAGGUCACAGGGAUUCAAGAAAAAUCGGCAACCAAAACAAGACAAGCGGGAGGACAUCCUCGCACACGACAGGAUGUUAGACCGAGCACAACCGAGGAAUCCCUCCGGAAAGAACCACUCUAUGACAUCGGUCCGCAUUCGUCACUCAUCCCGGAGCAGGACUUAUUCUGUCAGAAUUUUGAGUUUUCGGGGUUUAUUCCGCUGGUCCAUGAGACGUACGAGAAACUCCGAGGCGUGGAUCCCAGAUUACAGGACAGACUACAAGCUUCGAUGUUCAUGCAUGCUAUGUCUACAUAUCUAAAUUUAGAAUUGAUUGAAACAGCCAGGAAAACCGGCCAACACGUUUUGAAUAUAAGAACUGACGUCCGAGAAAUACUAGCGGAUUAUCAAGUCAUUCCACAACCGAUCGCUGAUUACAUAUCACAUGUCACCAGUGUAAUCACUCCAGACGGCAGAGAGGUGAAGUUCAAUCUUCCGGAGAUAGCCAUUUCGCAAGGUCCAGGGUCAGAGUCAGGGAAGGAAUCCAGAUUGCACCAAGUGGAACUUUCGGACAGU
This is a messenger RNA of Brenthis ino (lesser marbled fritillary), 651 nucleotides long. The record is from the annotation of a GenBank genome assembly. NCBI's taxonomy places the organism in Eukaryota, Metazoa, Arthropoda, Insecta, Lepidoptera, Nymphalidae.